Messenger RNA from Cicer arietinum (chickpea), 1888 nucleotides. RefSeq names its product glucose-1-phosphate adenylyltransferase small subunit 2, chloroplastic-like. The record is from RefSeq and is marked provisional. Gene Ontology annotation, biological process: glycogen biosynthetic process. Lineage: Eukaryota; Viridiplantae; Streptophyta; Magnoliopsida; Fabales; Fabaceae. Gene Ontology annotation, molecular function: glucose-1-phosphate adenylyltransferase activity.
ACAAUACAGAGCACCAAAAGCCAUGGCAUCAAUGGCUGCGAUCGGUGUUCUCAAAGUACCACCAUCCUCUUCUUCUUCUUCAUCAUCAUCAUCAUCCAAAGCCAUUAUUGCACGCAACCUCUCAUUCACUUCAUCACAGGUUUGUGGUGAUAAGAUUGGCACAUUUUCAAGAAGGGGAAGAGGAAGCUAUGUCGGCAACCCCAUCAUUGUUUCUCCCAAAGCUGUUUCUGAUUCCAAAAACGCCCAAACUUGUCUUGAUCCAGAUGCUAGCCGAAGUGUACUUGGCAUUAUACUUGGAGGUGGUGCCGGGACGCGUCUUUAUCCACUGACCAAGAAACGGGCGAAACCAGCUGUUCCUCUUGGAGCAAACUAUAGGCUGAUUGAUAUUCCUGUAAGCAACUGCCUAAACAGCAACGUAUCAAAGAUAUAUGUCCUCACACAAUUCAAUUCAGCAUCCUUGAAUAGGCAUUUGUCUCGUGCUUAUGCAAGCAACAUGGGUGGCUACAAAAAUGAAGGUUUCGUCGAGGUUCUUGCUGCACAGCAAAGUCCUGAGAAUCCAAAUUGGUUCCAGGGGACCGCAGAUGCGGUGAGGCAAUAUUUAUGGCUUUUCGAGGAGCACAAUGUUUUGGAAUACUUAGUUCUGGCUGGUGACCAUCUGUAUCGAAUGGAUUACGAGAGAUUUAUACAAGCACACAGGGAAAGUGAUGCUGAUAUUACUGUUGCUGCAUUGCCAAUGGAUGAAUUGCGUGCCACUGCAUUCGGUCUAAUGAAGAUCGAUGAAGAGGGGCGUAUAAUCGAAUUUGCUGAGAAGCCAAAAGGAGAACAGUUGAAAGCUAUGAAAGUUGAUACUACUAUUUUGGGUCUUGAUGAAGAGAGAGCGAAGGAAAUGCCUUACAUUGCUAGCAUGGGUAUAUAUGUCGUCAGCAAACAUGUGAUGUUAGAUCUGCUCCGUGAGAAGUUUCCUGGUGCAAACGACUUCGGGAGUGAAGUUAUUCCUGGUGCAACCAACAUUGGAAUGAGAGUGCAAGCUUAUUUAUAUGAUGGAUACUGGGAAGACAUUGGUACGAUAGAGGCUUUCUAUAAUGCAAAUCUCGGAAUCACCAAAAAGCCAGUGCCAGAUUUUAGUUUCUAUGAUCGUUCAUCUCCAAUCUACACUCAACCUCGGUAUUUACCUCCAUCUAAGAUGCUUGAUGCUGAUAUCACUGAUAGUGUUAUCGGUGAAGGAUGUGUAAUUAAGAACUGCAAAAUCCACCAUUCUGUGGUUGGACUGCGAUCUUGCAUAUCAGAAGGCGCAAUCAUUGAGGACACUUUGUUGAUGGGAGCAGAUUAUUAUGAGACGGAUGCUGAUAGGAGGUUUUUGGCUGCUAAAGGCAGUGUUCCAAUUGGUAUUGGCAAGAAUUCUCAUAUCAGAAGGGCAAUCAUUGACAAGAAUGCUAGAAUUGGAGACAACGUGAAGAUCAUUAACAGUGACAAUGUGCAAGAAGCUGCAAGGGAAACUGAAGGUUAUUUCAUAAAAAGUGGGAUUGUCACAGUAAUCAAAGAUGCAUUGAUUCCAAGUGGAACUGUCAUCUAAAGUCUUCUCAACGGUUUCCUCUUGCUGGUUUUGCAACAACUCAUUUUCACUGCUGGAAGGUGUUGCAAGAGCAGUUCUGCUUCCACAUUGGUUUUCUGGUGCAUUUUAUAUUUGGUUGGUUAGUAAAUAGAGUAGAGGAAGGACCCUUUUCUGUAGUCACGAUGUAAAUUUAAUUAUUCAGUCAAAUAAAUGUUUCUUUAGUAUGCAGUGUCUGUGAUGCAUGUUCUUUUGCAAUUCAUCAAAGGGAUGGAAUAUGAUGGACGAAAAACAAUGGAAUGAAAUACAAUAACAGCCAUGGACAUUAUCUUCUGCUUU